This is a messenger RNA of Alosa alosa (allis shad), 1893 nucleotides long. It is a transcript of the gene cep55l, whose product is annotated as centrosomal protein 55 like. The transcript is spliced from 8 exons. Gene Ontology annotation, biological process: regulation of phosphatidylinositol 3-kinase/protein kinase B signal transduction; mitotic cytokinesis. NCBI's taxonomy places the organism in Eukaryota, Metazoa, Chordata, Actinopteri, Clupeiformes, Clupeidae. The record is from RefSeq and is a predicted model, not a curated record. The coding region runs from base 129 to 1385 and encodes 418 amino acids.
ACGCGCCGUAUUCAAACUUGUUUUCAAUACGGAAGCACGGCCAGACCGUUUAGAAGAAGGGUUUCCUCAAAAACGCUGUGAUGCUGUAAACAUUUUAAAACAUAACUAUUGACAACUACACUCUUGCAAUGGCUGCCAGAGGUGCAAAGGAUGCUAUUGUUAACAAGUUGGGCUUUAAAUCAAAUGGCUCCAAGAUGGAAUUGGAGCUUGAUAAACUCCGCAGAGAAAAUGCACAUCUUAAGAAGAACUUGGAUGAAAUGUCCAGACGGCAUGGACAUGGAAAGCACUCCGAUUCGGACAAAACGAAACUACUCGAGAGGAUCGUAUCUCUGGAGACCUUGAGGGAGAGGAACUCCCAACAGCUCCUGUCGAAGGACCAGGAGAUCGCAACGCUCCGACAACAGCUGCGCUCGGCGCAGGGCGAGGUGGUCGCGUCGUUGCACUCCCAGCUGGAUGAGAAGAAGAAAGAGGCCGAGCAGAGAGAGAAACUCUUCCAGUCGCUGACUGUAGAGACGGAGAACCUGAAGAACAGGUUGGCCUCAGUGACGGAAAGAUGCCAGGCCCUGGAGAAGCGUGACCCCGCUGCACAGGUCCAGACUGGUGAUGUGGCAGUGAUCCAGGACCAGCUGAGAGAUGCCCUUGAGAAGAACCAGCACUGGCUGGUGUACGACCAGCAGCGGGAGGCCUACGUCCAGGGGCUGCUGGCCCGGACCCAGGAGCUGGAGCAGCAGCUCAGCCGACCCAACCAGACUUUCCCGCAGCAGGGCAAAGAGGGCCCUUCAGAGGCGAACAAGACCACCACGGCUGCCCAGCAGGAGCAGCUGCUGAAACAGCUGCAGGAGGCGCAGAGGGAGGCCGGUACACUGAGGGAGAAGGCGAUGCAGGCUGAGCGGGAGCUGGCGGAGCUGAGGCAGCGGUCAGGCCGGGUGGAGGGGGAGGCGCAGGCGGAGCGGCAGAGGAGCGGGCAGGCCAGCCGGGAGGCCCAGGAGCAGCGGGAGAGGGCGGCCAAGGCGGAGCGAGAGGCCGAGGGCUUGCGGGAGAAGGUAGUGCGGGCCCAGGAGGAGGCGCGCGGCCUGAGGGGGAGGUACGAGGAGAAGCGAAGAGAGCUGGAGAACGCCGACACGCUCCUGGAGGAGGAGCGGAAGAGGGCGUCCGAUCUACUCUUACAGGUGUGUGUGUGUGUGUGUGUGUGUUUUUGUAAACACCAGUCUCGCUUCUCGGAGCCCUCCUCCUACACCCGGCUGGAGCGUCUCACAGUGGACGACCCCACCUCCCCCUCCAAGGUGCUGGACGAGAGCUUCCUGGAGUGUCCCAAAUGUCACACCACCUACCCUACCAGCCAGCAUCGUGAGCUGCUCACCCACAUCGACUACUGCUGUGCCUGAAGCAAUCUGAAGUGUUUUUGUUUUUGUUUUGUUAUUUAAUUUCUUCUGAAUGUUUACCAUAUAAAAGUAUUUUCUAGAAAUUUUUAUGACCAAAUAUCUUGAGUAUUUUUUUAUUUUCUUGAUUGAUCUGUGGUGGGUAUCAGUAAUCCACAUGUGUUUGCUUUACUACUGUGUGUAUAUGUUUGGUAUUGGGCAUUUUAAGUUGUACUGUAUUUUCAUUGAACAAGCCUCCAGAAUUGAAUGUGUUCCCAUAAACCUAUUAUGACUUAUGACAUUAUGACAUACACAAUCAUUGAUAUGAGAUUCAGUCCCAAAUCUGUCUGCUAUGCUUUAAGUUAUGUGUGACUUUAUAUAACUUCUUUGUCUUUGUUUUACAUAUUUCAACAUCUAGCAAUAUAUGGGUAGAAUGGUAAUGUUAUUUGCACUUGGGACUCUUGUUUAUGACUUCACCGUUUUUGCUUCCUUGUAUAUCUUACUGUGUGCAGAACUUCAAUUAAAAGAAAGACAG